AUGGCGCAGGCUCCAGCUGCUCUCUUCGCGGAGCUCUCUGCACACUUACAGGCGGUAGACGAGGACCCAACCACAACACUAGACGCAGAUCUGCUGGAGAAAUGCGCUCUCUUUGCAAGCACUGCCGACUACCGAGCACGAAUAUGGCAGGAAACAGGGCCCCUGUUUCUCCAAAUCGCCGCCCUGUUGCCAAAACUCCAGCAAGAUCCAUCGCCACUCAUCCACUUCGUCGUCAAGCUGACUGCGCCAUAUCGGUUCGAGCAUAUCAAGGAUGUUGACUUCGAGAUUGGUUUAGACUUGCAGGCGACGCCAGUUCAUGCUCUCAUUCUCACUCUCCUGGAGAAGGCGGCUGCAGGAAGCAACGAUGCGCAAGCACUUGCCAAUCGACCAACCGUAAUGGCUGCUGUCGUGCGCCUGUGGCUUUGCACGUCGAAUACCGGGGUUGCCACCCAGGCUGGGGACCUCCUUAUAUCAUUACUACGCGCAUCAAAGAACGAACCAGCCACCGUCUCUGGAGAAGCACCACUGCACACUUACGGCGCUGGUCCGAUGUGGAGACGUUUGUUUGCCGACCGUGACAUUGUCGCUCUAUACUACCACUACACCUCUUUAAAGACUCUACCCAGUCCGCCGCUACCUUUUCUGAGCAAGCGGGACAAGACGGUUUCGCAGGCACGCCUCUUGACUUGGCUACCCAAAGUUGGGGCGUUGGACUGGAGCACCAUCACCUCAAGUCUUGGACUGGACAUUGAAAAGGAGGUUGGGCUAGCUGAAGGGCAAGGGCUGCUUCAUUAUGCUUCAUCGAAGAUGGUGGACACGGAGGACGAUAUUCUGAUGCACAUGACGCUCAUCAACUUCUUCCGUGAUCUUAUUGUCACGGUCAAGACAAAACCCCACCUUACGCACUAUGACUCCAGUCUGUCGUUGGACUUCUUGAAGGAGCAAAACAUACAUAAGCACAUCAUCGAUUUCCACAUCAGUGAUAACCCUGGUCUUGACCACUCCUUCCUAAGCCCACGUACAGCGCAGUACAUCAGCGAGUAUGCAAGCACCUACCCAGAGAACUUCGAGAACAGUGCCGAGCUACCGGCCGUGCGAACAUAUCUGCACCGCAACAUCCGCAAAUGUGAGCCGCACGACCUCAGCAUACUCGCCGCGAUGCCGCGUGCUACACUCAUCCCUCGUAAUGGCACGGGCCUCGCAUGGGACGACUGCAUUCUGCUCGACAUUCCUCUGACUCGCACGAACCCCGACGCACUGAAGACAUUGGCCGCUGUAUUUCACGGACCCCCAAAGCAGGAGAUUACCUUUCCACAAAUAGAGACUAUAGGUCUCGACGUCAAACGCAUAGAGAUCGAGUCUGUCUUCGCCCGCCUUCUCACCUCUCAGUACUACAGCAAACACCCCUCCUUGUUUUCCGACCUCGUCACGCACGCUUCCACAAUAGCAAUGAAAGAGAACGCUUUGGCGGCCCUCGUACUGCUUCGUGCUAUCAUCACAUCAUCAUGGUCGACAACACCUCUCCCAGAUCUCAUCCCGGCGUCCAAUAGGACGUAUACCCAUCUCCAGAACUUUCCUCGUACAGGCCUCGAUCUCAUUCUGGAUCCCGCCCGCAGCGGCAGCGUUUUGCCUGCGCUCCUGAAGCCCGCGACAACAUUCUCUAAUCUUGUGGGUGGGAGAGGCGACGCAGAGAAUGCAGCCUACCAGGUCGCGGUGGCACGCUUCGACGUGCUGAAGGCGCUGGGACAGAGGCUGGAGCAAGAUGGCGGCAGAGACGAUGUGCUCCAGAUGAUCAGGCGGCGUGUCAGUGAGGGUCCGUGGGGCGUUGGUGGAAGCGGGGGUAGCAGAAUAGGAACCUUGGACUUGUGA
This is a messenger RNA of Paraphaeosphaeria sporulosa, 1869 nucleotides long. RefSeq lists its product as uncharacterized. NCBI's taxonomy places the organism in Eukaryota, Fungi, Ascomycota, Dothideomycetes, Pleosporales, Didymosphaeriaceae. The record is from RefSeq and is a predicted model, not a curated record. The transcript is spliced from 2 exons. Bases 1 to 1869 code for a protein of 622 amino acids.